Aureobasidium pullulans EXF-150 is the source of this 549-nucleotide messenger RNA. RefSeq lists its product as uncharacterized. Lineage: Eukaryota; Fungi; Ascomycota; Dothideomycetes; Dothideales; Saccotheciaceae. Bases 1 to 498 code for a protein of 165 amino acids. The record is from RefSeq and is a predicted model, not a curated record. The transcript has a single exon.
AUGUUCUGCAACUCAAUUUUUGCCCUUGCUAUGGCCGCAUCAGCUCUCGCUACGCCCGUCAUGACCAAACGCGCCCUCUUCGACUGCAAUGUAGCAUACACAGGCUGCAUUGCCAACCCAUACUUGGACGAAAGCUAUUGCAACGACACCCGCAACAGCUGCGAAGCAUGCUGGCAGACCGAGCAAUCCUGCAGAGUCACUGCAGACUACACCAAGGGCACCCAAUGCACUGUAGAUGCUCAGCUUUGCUUCCACUCAACCGAGAACCCAAGCUCCGUCUAUGGUGCUUACAGCUGUGAUGCCGCUUACAGCACCUGCAUCUAUGCUCCCAAUACCAACUCCGCUUUCUGCUCGGUUCAACUUGAUGUCUGCAGGACUUGCGAGACUCAGGAAAAUCAGUGCCGCAGUGCUCCUGGUGCAGACCAAGCAUUCUGCUCCUCGCAGUCAGCUGGCUGCUUUAGAGACGUUGUCACUUCCAACGGCACUUAUCCCAGUUAGAUGGUCGUCUGUUACGUAUGUCUGGAGGGUUGAGAGGAAAGACUGAAGGAG